AUGGAGAAUAAUAAUGGCGUAAAGGAAUCUUAUCUUGGUUGUGAUGAGGAAGAUGAUGAUAGUUAUGAUGGUAUUGUGGUGGGGUCAGGAUAUGGCGGCUCUGUUGCUGCUUGUAGGAUGUCCAUGGCGGGAAUAAAGGUCUGUUUGCUUGAAAAAGGUCGAAAAUGGGAAGCUCAAGAUUUUCCCACAGAUAGUUUGAGAUUGUUAUCAUCUGUUAGAUUUGAAGAUGAAAGCUUGGGGUUCGGUUUAGGCUCAAAAGAUGCAUUGUUCCAGAUACAUAAAGAACAUGAUUCUGUAGCAGUAACAGUUUGUGGGCUUGGUGGUGGUUCGCUAGUGAAUGCUGGUGUGAUGCUGCCAACACCUGUUCGAGCAAGAAGGAACCCAAAAUGGCCAAAAGAAUGGGAGUCGAAUUGGAAGUCAUGUGAAGCCUCUGCUUCCUCCAUGCUUAAUAUACAAAGCGUUCCUGUGAAAUUUCCUAAUGCUAAAACUAUGGAUAAAUUAAUGGUUGGUGAUGAGUUCAAAGAAACUAGUAGUUCUUUAAAGGUGAGUAUAAAUUUUGAUGUAGAAGGACAGGGAGACCAUUUCAAAAGACCUAAAGAAACAGGGAGCUGCAUAGCUUGUGGAAACUGUGUUGCUGGUUGUCCUUAUAAUGCAAAAAACUCUACUGACAAGAAUUAUUUGUUCUCCGCGGUUGAGGCAGGAUGUAUUAUCAAAACAGAUUGUGAAGUUAGAUAUGUGGUGAAAAACCCAAAGGACACAAAUAUACUUGGGAAACGAGCUCGUAGGUGGCUUGUAUAUCUUAACGAGACUGACUAUCUACAAUCUGAUUUUGUUAUUCUAUCAGCGGGAGUGUUUGGUACUGCUGAUUUGCUAUUCCGUUCACAACUUAGAGGACUAGAGCUCUCAAGCAGACUUGGUGAAGGGUUCAGUUGUAAUGGCAACAAUUCUGCUUAUCUUGCUGGAUGCACAACACCUCUAGGUGCAUAUGGCUUACACAAAGAGCAAUUCUCCAAAAUAUCCUUUCAAGAAAGGCCUGGGCCUGCCAUUUCCUCAUCAUACACUUCUUCUUUGGGGUUUACAAUUCAGAGUGGGGUGUUACCAACAGCUUAUCCAUACUUGAUAUUUAAAGGGAUUUUAACGUAUGGAUGGCCAACCGGCUUCUGGUUUCUACAUGGACUUAUAGACAAACUGAAGCAUUCUUUCGGUCUAAAGAGCACUCAAGCAAUGACUUUGAAUGUAAUAGGGCAUGAUGAGAGUGAUGGAAAAAUCACAUUCAAUAAAAGCAGAGAUAAAAUAAACUUCACCCCACCAAACGAUCCCUUGCUUCCACGCAAAAUCAUGUCCUUACAAAAACUAACCAAGAAACUAGGAGGAAUAUUGUUCAUGUCUAGGUAUAGAAGUACCUCGGUUCAUCUUCUAGGUGGUUGUAAUGCUUCUUCCGAUCAUUUCAGUGGAGUUUGUAACUCAAAUGGUCAGGUUUUUGACACCAAGUCUCCUUCCUCAGUUCACUCGGGUCUUUAUGUUUGUGAUGCGUCUUUAAUCCCUUGCUCUAUCGGGAUAAAUCCUUGUCUUACUAUUGCUACUGCCUCUGAGCAUGUAAGCAGACACCUUAUCCAAGAUAUUAUCAAAACUCACGUGGGUGAUGACGGAAAAGAUUCCUUGGAUGAAAGUGAUGAUAAAAAACGUGGUUCAAUAUGUUCUUGGAAGCUAGAGGGGAAAUCAAGAAGUGAUGUUCGGUUUACAGAAGUUAUGAGAGGGCAUAUUGACGGUAUGCCUUGUGUUGCUCAUCUAGAAUUGAAAAUGAAUGCACAAUCAAUAAAAGAUUUUGAUCAAGGAAGUAUGGAUUUUGGAAAAUCUCAUCCUCUUCUAAGAGGAAUAGUCAGUGGAUAUCUUGACUUCAAUGCUUUAGAGAGGGACAGAUUAUAUGUAAUCGAUGGAGAAGUGGAUUUAUGUGAAGUAGACAUUAGAACUCCUUACACACAGUUCAUGCAUUAUCGCCUCCUUCUUGUAGCUUCUUCUGGUUCAAGAUACAUUCUUGAAGGGAAGAAGGUAAUGAAACCUUUUCUCCUAGGACUAUAUGGAUGGAAAGAGUCAACAACAUUGCAAGUGACCUUCAAGAAAGUCAAGAAGAAUGAUCCGAGUGAAGAAAUGGUAGACUUAAAAGGAGUGCUUCAUAUAUCCACGUUUGCACUCAUGAGGAGUUUGAUUAGUAUGCAAGGAAACAACAAAAUGAAGUUUGUGUUGCUUUUAUUACAAUCUAUCUUUAGAACAUAUGUCAUACAGAAACCUCGAGGAAAUUUCAUUGGUUCCCCCCAUGUAGAACCCAUAGAUGGGCCAUAUCCUAGCAGUACCCUCCAUGAGAUAAGAACAGAGGAUGGUUUUGUAAUUAGUUGUAGACAAUGGAAGAUCAAAACAGAUGAUUCUUUGAGAUUUGGAAGAUUGAAAAAUCGGUAUCCAGUACUACUUAUUAAUGGGUAUUCCACUGACAGUUUUUGGCUUCCAACCGAGGAAAAUGAUUUGGUUAGAACUUUACUAGACAAAGGACAUGAAACAUGGCUUCUUCAACCAAGGUUACACCCUCUUAAUUCUUCAAAUUCUUUCACUAUUGAAGAUAUUGGCAGAUUCGAUAUUCCAGCAGCGAUUGAUAAAAUCUUGAAAUUGAAUGAGAAGUCAACUAAGAUUCAUGUGGUAGCACACUGUGUGGGAGGCCUAGCCAUUCACAUAGCUAUAAUGGGAGGCCAUGUUUCUGCAGCAAGAAUCGCUUCACUCUCUUGCACUAACUCAUCCAUGUUCUUCAAGCUCACAACUUUUUCAAGGUUCAAGAUGUGGCUUCCUCUACUCCCGAUAACAAUGAUGAUAUUAGGAAGAAACACCAUCCUCCCUAUACUCAAAACAACAAAAACAAAUUUAAAUCAGAAACUGGUAAAGUUUGUAGCUCGUUUCAUCCCACGUUAUGAAAGAUGCAAUUGUGACGAAUGUGAAGUAUUUUCUGGCAUAUUUGGGAAUGCUUUUUGGCACAACAAUGUAACAUCAAGUCUUCACAGUUGGAUAAAUAAGAAAAAUCUUCCAAGUCUCCCUAUGGCUGGUUUUCCACACCUCAGAAAGAUAUGUAACGCAGGGUUUAUAGUUGAUAGCAAAGGAAACAACUCAUAUCUGAUUCACGCUGAGAGAAUAAGUCUUCCAACACUUUACAUAUCGGGUGGAAGAACACUUCUUUCUACUCCUCAGACUUCUUUGCUUGGUAACAAGUAUAUGAAGUUGCACCAACCUAAUUUUCGACAUGAGAGGGUGGUUGUGGAGGGAUUUGGGCAUUCUGAUCUGUUGAUUGGAGAAGAAUCUUGUAAGAAAGUUUUUCCUCAUAUACUCUCUCAUAUGGGGUUAGCUGAAAAGGAGGAAAAUCUUGAAUAUGAUGGCAAUGAAAAAGAGUAUUUUAGUGGAUAUGGUCAAUUUGAGGAUGGUGAAUUGGUGUUUAAGAGUUGGGUCUCUUCUUCCAUAAUUAUUUGGUUCCUCUUGUUUUUGGUUUUGUGUUUGGUAAUUUUCCAUUGA
This is a messenger RNA of Lactuca virosa, 3546 nucleotides long. The record is from the annotation of a GenBank genome assembly. NCBI's taxonomy places the organism in Eukaryota, Viridiplantae, Streptophyta, Magnoliopsida, Asterales, Asteraceae.